This is a messenger RNA of Dentiscutata heterogama, 2010 nucleotides long. Lineage: Eukaryota; Fungi; Glomeromycota; Glomeromycetes; Diversisporales; Gigasporaceae. The record is from the annotation of a GenBank genome assembly.
AUGUCCAAUACAUUUAACAAUAUGAAUUCAAGCGUCAGGAAUGGGGCAGUAAAUACCGUUUCAAAUGCUAAUGACGCUGUAGGUUCAUACGUACCUUUUUUAAGUGCACUGAAUGUUCUAGUUAGAGAAGUUAAUAAAAUUUACGAGAGUGCGGAAUGUAAUAAAGAACUUUGCUCAAUUAUGUCGGAUCGAGUAGCACUUGGAGAAUUUGCCAUGAAAAGAAUUUUAGAAAAAAAUAACAGCGAAUAUUAUUUUCAAAAAUAUUUUUUGUCCUUUAAAAAAUUUGAGAAUGUUUUGAUAAAUAUUAAGGAUUUCACUAAUAAAGUGUCAAAGCUCGAAGGUUUUAGAAAAUUUUUCAACGCAACAGAAGUUAAAAAAAAUUACGAAAAAUUAAUAAAAGAUUUUGAUACAUCUAUGAAUGAUCUACAAUUUAAUAUAGCCAAUGUCGAUGAAAGUCAAAAUCAAAAAGUCGAUGAAUCAUUAAGAGGAGUUGAAGAAACUCUCGAAAAACUUGAUAAGCUCGAUUUAGUGACUCAAAGUGUGAACAUUGCUAAACAUUCGGAUAAUGUCACUCCACAAAAAAUAGAUCCAAGUGAAUUAAGUGAACUUAUUAUACCAAAUAAACAAGACCAUCGUGUAAAGAAAUUUUAUAAAGGUUCAGAAGUUACAUGUAAACCCACUAAAAAUUCCGAAUAUCUUGAUCAUGAAUUAGCUAUACUUGGAAAAUUGGGUCAAUCCCCACACAUUCUCCAGUUUUAUGGUCUAUCAUAUGUUGAUAACCGAGAAGUUAUGGUUUUCGAUUGGGCUGAAUAUGGAACUUUAAAAGAACAUUAUAAUAAUUACAAUAUUCCAUGGGCUAAAAAAAUACGAAUUAUUCGAGAUCUUUGCCGUGGUUUUAUAUUUUUACGUAGUGUAAAUAUCUUCCAUCACGAUGUGAGAUGUAAAAAUGUUUUCGUAUCACAUAACCUGGAUCCGAAACUUGGAAAUUUCGGCUGUGCUCGCUCGGUUAAUAAAGAUUCUAGAAAUCUUAAAGACAUUGCAGCUGAUAUUGUCCACUGGAUGGCUCCUGAACAGAUCGAUAAAUAUAAGAAUGGAAAAUAUCAAGAAAACAGAUAUACGUUUAAUAGUGAAAUGUUCAGUUUCGGAAUGCUUAUUUGGGAACUUUGUUAUGAAAAAAUACCUUACGGAGGUUGGAAUUUUAAAGAAGUAAUAGACCACGUACUAAGUGGUAAACGAGAAGAGCUCUCUCAUGGAAUUUCUAACAACCCUGUUGACGAGGAGAUUAAUUUAGAAUUUAUUAAAAUAAUUCGUGAAGCGUGGAAACACAUACCACACGAACGAAUAUCUAUCACAGAUUUACAUCAAAAACUUGAAAACUUGACUGAAACCUACUCAACUUUUAAUGACAUGUCAUUGAACAAAAAAACGUCAAACGCUGACAAGAUGAAUACUGCAAGAAUUAUAAAGCCAGUGUCGCCAGAACUUGAAGAACGUUCUUCAUAUAUUCCUCUUGAAGAAGGAAUAAGACUUCAUCAAAGUAAAGAUUACAAAAAAGCAUGGCAAUGCUUUGUUCAAAAUGCAGAACUUGGCAUUCUAAAAGCAAAAUAUUGGCAAGGAUACUACUUAUAUCAUGAGUACGAUGUUGUAAAGAAAGAUAUUGAAAAAGCAAAGCAACUAUAUAAAGAAGCUGCUAAUGGUGAUCAUCCUGAUGCACAAUAUCGAUAUGCGGCUUUAUUGCUUUCGGACCUAAAAAAAGAAGAAAACAAUAAAGAGAAAUAUUGUAAAGAAAUUCUUCAUUAUUUCAAAUUAGCAGCUAAUAAUAAUCAUGUUGACGCAAUGUAUUGUAUGGGAGAUAUCUAUGUAAGAGGAAAACUUCAAUUGCAACCAAAUAAAGAACUUGGUUUAGAAUAUUUAAGAUUAGCAGCCAAAAAUAAUUGUCAAAAAGCAAUUGAUCUAUUGAAAGAAUUAGAAAAAGAAGAUCCUAUGGAUGUUGAUGGGCAGCUUUCAUAA